AUGCCUACCGUCUUACUCCCUUCAUCGGCCGCAGCGUUUGCGCCACGGUCGUCGCCCAAUGUAGUACUGAACGCCAAAGUCGAGCCCUGGUUGACGGCAACCUUGAAACGAGUCAAUCGGGUCAAGAGACCACUGAACAAUGUUACACAACAUACAAGAUGUCUGACGGAGACCUUGUCCUCGCCUAAUGCGAUUUGGACUCUAUGCUCCUUGAUGUUUCCCAAGGCACCGGACUCCGAACUCAGGAAGGACGAGAACCCCCUGGUGGAGGCCAUCUUUAAUCACCAGAUGAUCCACAUCGAAGCAUAUGUUGUGCACGUCGACAUGGUCUCCCAGAACGAAGUCGCCUUCAAGUUGACCCCGGAGACCAUCGAGGCUCUCGUCGAGUUCCACCAGGACAUCUACUCCGUGGACGUCGCAGCCAAUACAUGGGAAUGGAGCGACAAGGGACAUCAGCUGAAGAGGCUGCAGGAGGAGUUCGUGCAGGCUGCUAACAAAUUCGUCUAUCGCACCAAUGUGCAGGCGCUUGAAGGGCUCGAGGAGGAUGGCGCAGGUGAGCUGCUCGGGGGCAGGAGUGACGAGGCCAAGGCGGCGAUCCUAAACCUUUUUGUCCCAUUGUCUCCUCCGCCCCCUCGAGUAGUGGAUGUCCUCCGUUCCACUCCACUUCUACCCAGCUCGACUGGUCUGGAGAGUUGGUGGCAACCUCCGAUGCAGCACCCCGCGUCUGUAGACGCCUGGAAAGUACUACCAUCCAGCCCAACAACGACCAGCACGUGCGAUUCUAAUCCGAAUUUGUGGGCCAGUCUCAGUGGUCUAGAUGAGAUGCAAUAUCCGUGCUCGACAUCACCAUACAUUCUGCCAUUCACCACUUCGCCAUACGACUCAACCCAGUAUUAUAACGCUGCUGCGACAUCUGCUGCCUUCACUGCUCUACCGCUCCCAAGUAUGUUGAUACAACCCUGCGGCACCUCUGCGGGAAUCGAUGGAUUCGGCUGGGGCGGCCGAUACCAGGACUUUGCGCUGAUGACCAUGUAA
Molecule: messenger RNA, 1035 nt
Organism: Aspergillus clavatus NRRL 1
Lineage: Eukaryota; Fungi; Ascomycota; Eurotiomycetes; Eurotiales; Aspergillaceae
Exons: 1
Coding region: 1-1035 (344 amino acids)
Source: RefSeq, a predicted model, not a curated record